CGGAUUUAUAGGAUCAUACAAACGCACCCGAUCAGUGGCGUAGCCAAGGGUCCGAGUCCAUAGGAUCUAAACCCUUCUCGAAAUGGGAUGCUGUGAAUGAGUGUAUUAUUGCUACUUCUAUCACUUUUAAAUAUGGCUCAAGCGUUGAUGGAUCUCAAGUUGCAUUUGAUGACAUGGAAUGUAGUUGGAAGACCGCCGAUAGAAGAUUUAAGGAUUGCCUUAGGAUUAGAAGAACCAGUUGAUCUUUCUCAUCUACCCGAUAUUUAUGGACUUGGGCUGCAAGAAGUUAGUUGUAAACCUCAAGAUCUCAUUGCAGAAAUAAUUAUAGAAGAUCCUUGGGAUGUUGGUUUUAGGGAAAUAUUAAGCAAAUAUGAAUAUGUAAAGCUAAAGCAAAUUCGACUCCAAGGAAUGGUCUUGUACUUAUUUUGUAAAAGAGAACAUGUCACUCAUUUACGAGGAAUACAAACUUGUUAUACACGGACUGGAUUAGGCGGUAUGUGGGGAAAUAAAGGUGGUGUCAGCAUUAGAUUUUCUGCCUAUGGAUGUUCAAUCUGUAUUGUAAAUUCACAUCUAGCAGCUCAUGAUGCUGAGAUUAAACAAAGAAUUGAAGACUAUAAUUCUGUACUUGAUCAUCAGAAGUUUGUUGAUCCUUUGACUGAAAAUAUUAUUACGCAUGACUACACAUUUUGGAUUGGAGAUCUUAAUUUUCGCAUUGAUGAUUUUACUUCUGAUGAAAUUGAACAUUUGAUACAGAAAAAAAGCCUUUCACAAUUGUUGGCAAAAGAUCAGUUGCGUAAAGUCAUGAAGCUUGGUCAAGCCUUUUCAGAAUUCACAGAGACCCCUCCUGCUUUUUUGCCAACUUUUAAAUUUUUCAUUGACCGAGAUGAAUACGACAGAACGAAAAGAAAGCCUGCUUGGACGGACAGAAUUUUAUUUCGUUAUACUUCAAACGCAUAUGAAAAUGUUACCCUUAGUCUAAAGCAACUGCAUUACGAGAGCCAUCCUGUUUAUGUUCAAAGUGACCACAAACCAGUUUCAUCAAGUUUUUCUUUAAAAGUAUUUUCUCAACCAUCAGAAAAGAGAGUGAACUUUCUCCCUAUUAAUGACUGGAAAGUGAAUGCUGACAGUGUUGCUUGGUAUACUUUUAGUGAAGGAGCAGAACCUAACACGUGGGAUUGGAUUGGCCUGUUUAGAGCAGACUUCACCUCUACAGAAGAAUAUGUGUGUUACAUUUGGGCACCAGUGCGCCCUUCUAGUAGCAAUCCUGUUCUGGCAUCUGAAGCCUUUGCUCAAGAAAAUCACACCGAUGGCAUUGAUACUUGUCCAUCUCCUUCAAGAGCUCACCAGGGACCAUGGUAUCGUGUAGUUUUUGCAGAUCAGACUUUACUCAUUCCCGGACGAUAUCGUCUAUUUUACAUUAGUUCGGAAUUUGAUGAUAUUUUAGGUAUCAGCGAACCGUUUGAAGUAAGUUGAAAUUUACAAGCUCUGCACACUAUCCUAAUUCUUCCAUCUCGCUCUUUGCUGCUGCUUUUCACUAC
Molecule: messenger RNA, 1538 nt
Organism: Uloborus diversus
Lineage: Eukaryota; Metazoa; Arthropoda; Arachnida; Araneae; Uloboridae
Product: inositol polyphosphate 5-phosphatase K-like
Exons: 12
Coding region: 97-1473 (458 amino acids)
Biological process (GO): phosphatidylinositol dephosphorylation
Cellular component (GO): plasma membrane; ruffle; cytoplasm
Molecular function (GO): phosphatidylinositol-4,5-bisphosphate 5-phosphatase activity
Source: RefSeq, a predicted model, not a curated record